UUUCCUUGAAUUACGGCUUCCAAGAUCUUUACUCUGCCUUCAGACUCAGAAGGGAAUUUUUUACAGGUUCCGAUACUCAGCAUGUCGGGUCUCCUUACUGUAUUGACAGCGACGCGUAGCAAUGCCACUUACCAGUGAGGGGCCUCUAAAUGCAGCCUGGUGUUCCUCAUUUAUAAACUGUUCAAAGGGCGCGACUAAGUCAUGCCCUACAUUUGGAGCACAAGCGUUUACUAGGCAGGGGUGCGUUAGGAGGCAGACCGGCCCCUCCCCCACUUUGAUAAUAGGUACUAAGACCUGCUCCAACGACUAAGCAGGCACAGCCGAGGACUUGCAGCCCAUCACUUGCGUGUCAGUCCCAGUGUACAGCUGAAGGGGGUCGGGGUGAGUGCUUUGCCUGCCCACCGUGCUGCUCCAGCGGCUGUGUGCUCUGAAGCUUGCCCGCGUUUCUGAGCUGUGCCUCUCGGUUUGCAGUUGCUUGGCCUUGGUCCACACAGCGCCAAGAAGAAACAGGACCUCGAUAAGCUCCAUGAGCUGAAGUGCAAAGCACGGCAGAUUAUGAACCAGUUUGGGCCCUCAGCCCUGAUCAACCUCUCCAGUUUCUCAUCCAUAAAGCCGGAACCAGCCAGCACGCCUCCGCAGGGCUCCAUGGCCAACAGCACCGCAGUGGUGAAGGUACCAGGCACCCCUGGGGCAGGAGGUCGUCUCAGCCCGGAGAACAGCCAGGUACUGACCAAGAAGAAGCUGCAGGACUUGGUGAGAGAGGUGGACCCCAGUGAGCAGCUGGAUGAGGAUGUGGAGGAGAUGCUGCUGCAGAUAGCGGACGAUUUCAUCGAGAGCGUGGUGACGGCAGCCUGCCAGCUCGCCCGGCACCGCAAGUCCAGCACCCUGGAGGUGAAGGACGUGCAGCUGCACCUCGAGCGCCAGUGGAACAUGUGGAUCCCAGGCUUCGGCUCAGAAGAAAUCCGGCCCUACAAAAAAGCCUGCACCACAGAAGCGCACAAGCAGAGGAUGGCACUGAUCCGGAAAACAACCAAGAAAUAGCACACGGACCGGUCUGGGCACGGACACCAGUAUGCUGGGGCUCGAGCUGAGGCUCGGCCCGUGCACCUCGGGAUGUUUUUAAUGCUUACAGAGAAGCAUAUAUUUUGUAUUAACAGUGCAGCAAUAUCCGUAAUGACUGAGAACCUGCCAAAAGAAUAAAGCCUCCCACCCCGCGUGCGGGUCCUUGCCUGCCAUCGUCCAGGGGAGCGGUGCGUCCUGCAGAGGAGACCUUACGGCCGCCUGUCCUAGACGUGAAUGCGGCAGGACGGAGCGCUGUGCUCGGCCGCGCAGACAGUGUUAGCAGGAUUUGUAGAGGGUGGUGUUCCCCUUCCCCUCCUCCCUGUCCUUGGUUGACGUCAGUGUUUAUACGAACAUGACUGUCGUUUGCUUUUCCAGAAUAAAGAAGUUGUGACUUGGAAGA
Tupaia belangeri chinensis (Chinese tree shrew) is the source of this 1462-nucleotide messenger RNA. It is a transcript of the gene TAF12, whose product is annotated as TATA-box binding protein associated factor 12. Gene Ontology annotation, cellular component: SAGA complex; transcription factor TFIID complex. The transcript has 6 exons. The coding region runs from base 556 to 1041 and encodes 161 amino acids. Gene Ontology annotation, biological process: RNA polymerase II preinitiation complex assembly; DNA-templated transcription initiation. The record is from RefSeq and is a predicted model, not a curated record. Lineage: Eukaryota; Metazoa; Chordata; Mammalia; Scandentia; Tupaiidae. Gene Ontology annotation, molecular function: DNA binding; TBP-class protein binding; protein heterodimerization activity.